This is a messenger RNA of Entrophospora candida, 207 nucleotides long. The record is from the annotation of a GenBank genome assembly. Lineage: Eukaryota; Fungi; Glomeromycota; Glomeromycetes; Entrophosporales; Entrophosporaceae.
AAAAUUGUAUUGAUUGUAAGAAAGAAAUGAUAAAAAAUAAUAAUAAUUACCUUGUGGAUAAUUUGAAUAAAUCAAUUGAUACAUUAAAUGAGCUUUCAAAUAGAUUAAAAGAAAAUAAUGAAAAAGAAAGUAUAAAAUUAAUUGAAAAUUCAUAUAAAAUUUUAAUUAUAACAGAUGUUGGAUUGAAUAAAGUUGUAUUAUGCAAUG